Molecule: messenger RNA, 3291 nt
Organism: Suillus clintonianus
Lineage: Eukaryota; Fungi; Basidiomycota; Agaricomycetes; Boletales; Suillaceae
Product: TPR-like protein
Exons: 1
Coding region: 45-3092 (1015 amino acids)
Molecular function (GO): protein binding
Source: RefSeq, a predicted model, not a curated record
UGCGUAUUCAUUCUCGUAUCACUCGAUUUUGUACUCACUGCGAGAUGCUUCACAGUGGCAUGGGGCAGUUGUUAUCUUGCGUCAAUGACAUAGCAGACCUUGACCAUGUGGAGGAGUCUCCAGCAGCAUUGCAGCAAUGUCCCCAGGACGAUGUAGAAAAGCGCCGAGCAGCAUUGCAGAGGCAUCCCCCUGGCCAUUAUCGUCAUUUGACCAGUCUCGUCAACCUUGCCAACAGCCUUGCAGACAGGUUCGAGCGACUGGGUGCCCUGUCCGACCUUGAUGAGGCCAUCGAACUUCAUCGGGCUUCACUACUCCUCCACCCCCUUGGUUAUUCUGAUCGACCGACGAUUCUCAAUAAUCUUGCCAAUGGCCUUCGAGAUAGAUUCACACAGCGGGGCAUCCCGUCUGACAUUGACGAGGCCAUCGAGCACCAUCGGGCUGCACUACUCCUCUGUCCCCCCGGUCAUUCUCUUCGAUCCAGGUCUCUCAACAAUCUUGCAAUCAGUCUUCAAGAUAGGCCUGGUAAGCAGCGGGACAUCCUCUCUGACCUUGAUGAGGCCACCGAGCUCCUUCGGGAUGCGCUAGUCCUUUGUCCCCCUGGUCAUUCUCUUCGAUCAUCGACUCUCAACAAUCUUGCCAACAGCCUUAAAGCCAGAUCCAAGCAGCGGGGCAUCCCGGCUGACCUUGAUGAGGCCAUUGAACUUCUUCGAACUGCACUACUCCUCUGUCCCCCCGACCAUCCUCUUCGAUUAACGUCUCUUAACAAUCUUGCCCGCAGCCUUCGAGGCAGAUUCCAGCAGCGUGGCGUAUCGUCUGACCUUGAUGAGGCCAUCGAGCUCUAUCGGGCUGCACUACUCCUAUGUCCCCCCGGUCAUUCUCUUCGAUCGACAUCUCUCAACGAUCUUGCCAUCAGCCUUCGAGCCAGGUUCGAGCAGCGAGGCGUCGCCUCUGACCUUGAUGAGUCCAUUGAACUCCUACGGGUCGUACUACUCCUUGGUCCCGUCGGUCAUUCUGAUCGAUCCGGGUUCCUCAACAGUCUUGCCAACAGCCUUUAUGACAGAUUCAAGCAGCGGGGCAUCCUGUCUGACCUUGAUGAGGCCAUAGAGCUUCAUCAGGCUGCACUACUACUCUUUCCCCCCGGCCAUCCUGAUCGACCAGUGUCUCUCAACAAUCUUGGUCUCAGCAUUAAAGACAGAUUCAAGCAGCGGGGCGUCCCGUCUGACCUUGAUGAGGCUAUUGAGCUCCAUCAGGCUGCACUAUUCCUUUGUCCCCAUGGUCAUUUUAAUCGAUCAACGUCUCUCAACAAUCUUGCCAUGAGCCUUCGAGACAGAUUCAAUCAGCGGGGUAUCUCGUCUGACCUCGACAAGGCCAUCGAGCUCCAUCAGGCUGCACUCCUACAUCGUCCCCACGGUCAUCCUGAUCGAUCAGCAUCUCUCAACAAUCUUGCCAUGAGCCUUCGAGACAGAUUCAAGCAGCGGGGCACCUUAUCUGACCUAGAUGAAGCAUUUAGGCUGUUCUUGCAACUCUCCCACAUAUCUCAUGCAGUCUCUCGUAUGGAUCUUACUGCUGCCAAGUCAUGGGCUACAUCUGCUGAGGAGACGAACCACGACUCUGCAUUGCUGGCCUAUCAAACCGCAUUGAAAUUCCUAGAUCACCAUGUUGCUCUUUUAUCGUCUUCUCCACGCUAUUUCGAUGUUGUCAGGAUGGUCACUGCUGUGCUUGGCAUGGACGCUUUCUCGUGCGGUGUCCGUCGUGGCACCCUAGCAACUGCUGUGGAAUUGGUGGAGCAAGGCCGUGCGGUAUUCUGGACCCAGUCGGCACGGUUACGCGCACCACUCGAUGAACUUUCCCUGUUAGGUGACACCGGCGCAGCCUUGGAGAAAGAGUUCAAGCAGCUGAGCUUUCGCCUUCGCAGCGUGUUCGAUGAGUCUGGUGAAGACCAGUCCCCGGAAAUUCGACAACUGACCAUGCAGUGGAAUGAUGUCGUCUCCCGCAUUCGCAUGCUGCCUGACUUUUCUCGGUUUCUCCUGCCUCCGCUGUUUUCUGACCUCCAGAAAGCCGCUGAAGAAGGUCCGGUCAUCAUCGUCAAUGCUAGUCGGUACAGCUGUGAUGCCUUGAUUAUCUUGAGUAGCCAAGACCCUGUCCACGUUCCACUUGAUAUCGUGCAGACCGAGGUCUCCGAAUUGUCCUCCGAGUUUCAGUCCCUUUCAGAACAAUUCGGUUCUUCUAAUCAUCUACUCAAGCUUGCCAGCAUCCUCCGGAAGCUUUGGCGCGAGGUCGUAGACUCCGUGGUUCAAGCUCUUAAAGAGUCUAAAGUUCAGCCUGGCUCGCGUAUCUGGUGGUGUCCCACCGCUGAGUUUACGCUGCUUCCUCUACAUGCAGCAGGACCUUACGAGAAGAAGAAAGACAAUUUGUCUGACAUUUACAUCUCCUCUUACACCCCCACUUUGGCGACACUUAUUCGUGCGAGACAGCAGGUUUCUGGAGAUGCGUCCCCGCAACAUUUUGUUGCCAUUGGUCAAGCAAACCCAAAAGGGGCGAAGGCACUCGAAAAUGUCGCUCCCGAGUUAGCCGUAGUCGCUCAGCGUCUCGCCUCUGUCGUCUCGGUCACGUCGCUCGCAGACGGCGAUGCGACAGUCCAGGGUGCACUCGAUGCACUAAAUCAUAAUCAGUGGCUCCACCUGGCGUGCCACGGAAUGCCGAAUCGACAACAGCCAUUUGAGUCUUCCUUUGCCAUGCGCGAUGGGUUCUUAAUGAUCAAGGACAUCAUCCGAUCCAACUGGCAGAACCCGGAAUUUGCGUUCUUAUCGGCCUGCCACACUACCGUGGGCGAUGAGAAGAGUCCCGAUGAAUCGAUCCAUCUCGCUGCGGCGAUGCAAUUCUCCGGAUUUCGCAGUGUGAUCGGUUCUAUGUGGUCUGUGGACGACGAUGUCGCACGUCAGGUCGUGUCUACUUUUUAUGGCAACUUGGUUGAUGGUUCAGAGCGAUUGGACUGCACACGAGCCGCGGGAGCAUUGCACAAGGCUCUGAAAUCUUUGCGCAAGAAGAUUUCGCUAGAACAGCAGAUUGUAUUUGUUCACAUAGGUGUGUAGUUGGAGACUCGAUUUGCCAUAUAACUCUUUGCUGUAUUUCUAGUUGCUUUCAUAAUGUCCCUGGUUCGCGUGGUUUUGCGCGUGUGCACCUGAUAUGCUCAUAUUAUGUUUUGACACUACUCCGGUACUUGUACGUAUGGGCCCAAGGCUUGUUAAUAAAAUGGAUCUAAUUACAGCUGCUCGAUCGAAGAACCUCUCG